Molecule: messenger RNA, 7409 nt
Organism: Hypanus sabinus (Atlantic stingray)
Lineage: Eukaryota; Metazoa; Chordata; Chondrichthyes; Myliobatiformes; Dasyatidae
Product: sorting nexin-27-like
Exons: 13
Coding region: 24-1643 (539 amino acids)
Biological process (GO): intracellular protein transport; signal transduction
Cellular component (GO): early endosome
Molecular function (GO): phosphatidylinositol-3-phosphate binding; protein binding
Source: RefSeq, a predicted model, not a curated record
CCGCAGCUGCAGCUGCUGCAGAGAUGGCGGAGGAGGAGGACGGGGAGCUGCCGGGGGCCAGACCGGCGUUGGGGCCUCGUACAGUCCGCCUUCUCAAGUCUGACAGCGGCUACGGCUUCAACGUGCGGGGCCAAGUGAGCGAAGGCGGCCAGCUCCGUAGCAUUAACGGCGAGCUGUACGCGCCGUUGCAACACGUCAGCGCCGUGUUACCGGGAGGCGCGGCGGAGCGGGCCGGCGUGCAGCGGGGAGACCGCAUUCUGGCCGUCAACGCAGUAAACGUGGAAGGGGCGACACAUAAGCAAGUGGUGGACCUGAUACGUGCCGGAGACAAGGAAUUGCUGCUCACCGUCCUCUCCGUGCCUCUUCAUGAAGUGGAAAGUCUGGAUCCCAGCGAUGACUCCUUGAGCCAAUCCUUCUACGACUACACUGAGAAGCAGGCCAUCCCCAUCUCCAUUCCCAGCUAUAGCCACGUGGAGCAAAAUGGAGAGAAAUUUGUCGUUUACAACAUUUGCAUGGCUGGCCGACAGCUGUGCUCUAGGCGGUACCGUGAGUUCGCCAUCCUGCACCACAACCUCAAGCGGGAGUUCCCUGACUUCGGCUUCCCUCGGCCACCGGGCAAGUGGCCCUUUUCCUUGUCUGAGCAGCAGCUGGACGUGCGUCGGCGUGGCCUUGAGGAGUACCUGGAGAAAGUGUGUUCUGUACGGGUUAUCGCCGAGAGUGAUGUGGUGCAGGAGUUCCUCUCAGAGUCCGAUGAGAACUACAAUGGGGUCUCAGAUGUGGAGUUGAGGAUCGCUUUUCCUGAUAAGACCACGGUGACGGUGAAGGUGAAGAAGAACAGCACCACUGACCAGGUGUACCAGGCUGUUGCAUCUCAGAUUGGCAUGGACGGUGUCACAGCAAACUACUUUGCUUUGUUUGAAGUGGUAAAUCACUCAUUUGCACGGAAGCUGGCACCCAAUGAGUUCCCCCACAAGCUGUAUGUCCAGAAUUACACAUCGGCCAUGCCUGGCACCUGCCUCACCGUCAGAAAGUGGCUCUUUACCAUUGAGGAGGAGGCCCUUCUCAACGACAGUGCUCUGGCCGUCAUUUACUUCUUCCACCAGGCCGUUGAAGACGUGAAGCAGGGCUCUGUCAAGCUGGGUGAGAAGACGUACCAAUUGCAGAGACUGGCUGAGCAGCGUAAGAUGGUCAUGUACCUGAAUGUGGUCCGCAGCUGUGAGGGCUACAAUGAGAUUAUCUUCCCACACUGCGCCUGUGAUUCCCGACGGAAAGGCCACGUGAUCACUGCCAUCAGCAUCAAGCACUUUAAGCUGUAUGCCUGUACGGAAGCCGGGGAGCUGGAGAAUCAGGUCAUCAUCUUUGAAUGGGGAGAGAUGCAGCGAUGGGACACGGAUGAGGAGGGCAUGGCAUUCUGCUUCGAGUAUGCCCGAGGCGAGAAGAAGCCAAGAUGGGUGAAGAUCUUCACACCCUAUUUUAAUUAUGUGCACGAGUGCUUCGAGCGGGUCUUCUGCGAGCUGAAGUGGCACAAAGAGGUUGAAAAUGAGGCUUCUGAUAAGGACAACAAGAACUGUAAUGAGGACAACGUGUGCAGCAAGAACAUCUUCCAGAUCCUGCGUUCCCAGCGUAGGUCGGCCAGCUCUUAGCUGUCUGUUGGCUGUUGAUGGCCAUGUGUGCUGGCCAGGAGUGACAGAGGACAGGCAGAUGAAGUAACCCAAAGCUGCUGCUGUCCUGGGCUUGUGAACCCAUCUGUUGAGACCUAUAGGGUCACGCCCCAAAUCCUCUUUAAUCUGUCAGAGGGAGACGUAACCAAGGAGGAAGUAUGCUCUGGUGGGUGUGGUGGGGAGCUGCUGGCCAAGGUACCUCUGUUCAUGGGGUGGGUACACUUCCCCAGGUCCAGUCUGUGCCUCCCGACUCUAAUAUGCCACCGUGGCAGAUUUCUCUUUCCCAGGAUGUACAAAUAUCCUCACACUUAGCAUUCCCCCACUGGCUCACUCUCCAACCCUCUGCACUUGCCCUCGAUUGUGGGGUAGGAGAGAUGGCAGAGGUUCGGGAAGGUGGUGUGAGGUUGUUCGUUGCCAACGAAGGAAGAGGAAGAGGCAAGGUACAUUCUCCUCAUCACCUCUCCCUACUUCUUUCAGCGACACCUCCACUGAAUGACACCCUAACCUUGUGAGAGGCAGUCCACAUUUCCUGCCAUCCAUCCCGUUAGUGGGUGGAGUAUCUCAGCUGUCUAUUCCCUCUAAGCAUUCCCAAGUGGUCUGAUCCUCCACUCUGGCUCUGUACAAGCCAAUGGAAAGACUGACUGGGUAGCCAUAGCUGCUUUUUGAGGAGUUAAUUUGGCACUUGACUGCCUCUGCCACAAGAUCCUACCUGGCAUUGAGUUCUGUCCUGUCCACUGGCCCCUUAAUGUGCUGCCUCUUCACAGCCCCUGCAGUGACACUGUGUGGGCGAGUGCGUUUCCUGGCCUGGGUACAGUGAUGGGUGAUAGCCUCACCAGUGAAACAUUCACAGGGUCACUGGGUCCUGAGCAGUGAACUCUUCAUUACAGAAUGAUCCAGUGCAGAACCAGGCCCAGUAAGUUCACCAUCCACUUAUGCCAUUCCCACUUCCCUCUCUCCACAUUCUCACCAAUUCCCUCCCAGAUUCUACGCCUCACCCAAAUACCGAGGAAGACGAUUCACAGCGGCAGAUUAAACCACUGACCCUGCGUGUCAUUGGGAUGCGGGAUAGAAUCGGAGCCAGGGGGGAAACCCAUGAGGUCACUGGAAGAAUGUGAAGACUCCACACAGACCACCAGAGAUUGGAAUCGAAUCAAAUCCAGGUGUCAGUCACGCUCCAGGGUCUCAUGCUAGGGAUUGGGAGUUGUCACUGCCCAGCAUUACAGCACUGUACCCCAGCCAGCGUUUACACAGUCACUCAUCCAUUUUGUCCUAAUUAUUCCAUCAGGAGUUGUGACUGAGCGUGGAUCGUCGAUAUCAUAGUCAGUUAUACUGCAUGGAUGCAGGCCCUUUGGCCCCAUUCGCCUGUGCUGACCUAGCAGUAUAAACCUUCAGUUGUGUUCAAAACCCCUUUCUAACAACACUAAUACCUUCAUCUGUAAAAAGAAAAUUACCAAAAAUGAGGUUCAUUGUAAUUAAACUGUAACAUAUUUUAAAUAAAUCUGAUUUUUCGGUGCGGUUCUGAAAGUUAGUAUUGUUUUCUCAUUGGUUCCUGAAUUGUAGGAGGCUGAAUGGUGACCUUAAAAGAUACACUGAUACGAAGGGUUUAUGGGAUCCUGAGCCAAUUGUAGGCAUAUCGGACAAGCUCAUGUCGGCACUUUGGUUGGCAUGGACGAGUUAGGCUGAAGGGCUUGUUUCAGUGUCUCUGGAAACACCUUUCCAACCACCCUACCAGCUGUGGUGUCAGGGAGCUUUAUAUUAGACAGCAUGGAAUUACUGAGCAGAGAUAUUCCAGAAGAUUUCUUCAGCUUGGCCAGGGUCCCAAGAGGGUAUUGUCAUUCACAGCUUCUCCAGGCCAGUGUCCUGCAUUCAGCAAGAGACCCUUCAUCAAGAUUGUCUGUCAUUGGCUAUCUGCACUGGCAGGGCAAGGCCAAACCCCAACUGCAACAACAACAUUGUGUACAGAAAUUUGGUCACCCUUUUACAUAAGAUAUUUAGGAGGAUUCUGCGUGAGUUCUUGGGAGACGUUGGCCACACCGCAUCUUUGUUUCUUGAAGCGGAGGAGAAUGGGAGCUGAUGUAAUUUGAAUUUAUAAAAUAAGUAUUGAUAAGAUAAGAUAAGUCUUGUCCCCAGGAUUGAGCAGUCCAAAAUGCGAGGUCAGAUACAAGAGGGGACAAGUUUAAAGGAGACCUGAGGGACGACGUCUUUGCACUUAGGGUAGUGAGUACCUGCAAUGAGCUGCCAGAAGAAAUGGUUGAGGUGGGUACAAUUGCAACAUUUAAGAGGUAUUUGGAGGGAUUAGCAAGGAACUGCGAUUCAAGCUGACAUCCACAUCGGAAACAAGAUCGAACAAGUGUCCUCCUUUAUAUACCUCGGUGCAGAACUAAAUGACACAAACGAAUGCAGCAAGGAAAUAAGGCGAAGGCUAGCAAUGAUAUGCACAAGCGCUACCAAACUCUGGAACAACUGGAAAGACAGAUCUGUGAGCACUGACACCGAGAUGCACCUCCUUAGGAGUCUUGUCUGGCCAGUAGCCCUUAUAUGGCUGUGAAACAUGGACCCUAAAAGCAGCUGCUAAAAAGAAGUUGACAGCAUUUGAGACGUGGACAUACAGACAGAUCUUCAGGGUAUCAUACAUUGAAAGGAGAUCCAAUAAUUUCAUUCUAGAAAUGAUUGGCACGAAACCAAUACUUCUGGAAACCGUUAUCCAAAGGAAACUUGGUUUGGACACAUUUCAAGAACUGAUGACACACUGGAACGCACUGUGCGUGAAGGCGGAGUAGAAGGAAGCCACUCCUGAGGCCGACAGAAGACGACCUGGAUCAACAACAUCAAGAAGUGGACCAGCCUCACUGCCAGAGAUGCAAGAGGUUUGACUGCCGACAGAUCGCAGUAGAAGAAAGUGGUUGCCAAGGCUCUGGCAGUGUAGGGCACAUGAUGCUGAUAGUAAGCAAGGAAGAUCUAUGGUUGGCAUGGACCAGUUGAGCUGAAGGGCUUAUUUCCAGGCAGUACUACUCUGACUCUAACAUCUUGUGUUCCACCUGGGUUGUCCACAGCCUAAUGGCAUGAAAGCUGACCACUCCACUUCCUGUAAUACCAUGGGAUCUCAUCUUGUUAAGCAGCUUCAUGUGUGGCCCCCUGUCAAAGGUCUUCCACUGUUUUGUCUAUCCUGUCAUAUCUUCAAAAAAUUCCAACACAUUUGUCAGGCAAGAUAUCCCCAUAAGGCUUCUGCAUAUUUUUAUCACGUCGCCUCCAAAAGUGAUCCCCACACCAAUUACAUCCCGGCCGGGGCCAUUCCCAGACUAAUCACAUCCCAGCUGGGACCAUCCCCACACCAAUCACAUCCCAGCCGGGGCCAUUCCCAGACUAAUCACAUACCAGCAGGGACCAUCCCCACACCAAGCACAUCCUGGUCGGGACCAUUCCCAGACUAAUCACAUCCCAGUGGGGAUCAUCCCCACACCAAUCACAUCCCAGUCGGGACCAUUCCCAGACUAACCACAUCCCAGCCGGGGCCAUCCCCACACCAAUCACAUCCCGGCCGGGGCUGUUUCCACCACCAAUCAUAUCCUGGCCGGGACCAUCCCCACAUCAAUCACAUCCCGGUCAGGACCAUCCCCACACCAAUCACAGCCCAACUGGGAUCAUCCUUAGACCAAUCACACCUAGGAAGACACCCAUCCUGAACCAAUCACAGCUCAGUUAAGUCCAUGCCCAGACCAGUCCCAGCCAAGCGAGACCCAAUGGCAGCCUGGCCAGCAACCCAACCAGACAACUGGCGACCCCUCCAAGACUAAUUGUAGGUUUGCAAUUCCCCGUCCUAGACCAAAUGGAGUGUGGCCAGCCAUACUCAAACCAUGGCAGCCUGGCAUGCUCUCCCACUGGGCCAACUGCAGCCUGGCACACCCUUCCCACUGGGCCAACUGCAGCCUGGCACUCCCCUCCCGCUGGGCCAACUGCAAUCUGGUACACCCCUCCCGCUGGGCCAACUGCAGUCUGGUAUGGCCCUCCCACUGGGCCAACUGUAGCCUGGCAUGCCCCUCCCACUGGGCCAACUGUAGCCUGGCAUGCCCCUCCCACUGGAGUAAUUGCAGUCUGGCUGGCCCCAACCACGGUCAUGUUCUCCCACACCUCCUAAACAAGCAUAGGACAGCCAUCCCUACAACAUUGCUUGCAGACUGAUCAACACUGGAUCAGGAAUCACAGACUGACCAAACCAAAGUCAUCAGGGACGCAGUGAUGAACAGUGAUUAAAUCCAUUGUACCAGGCUGGCAAUCUGAGUCCAACUCAGUCUGAAUCAGACUUCCAAUCCAAAACCAGUGCAAUCCAGAUUUUAAAUCCCAAAUCUCUAACCCUAGUUUCCGUUAGCAUGCAAAUCAACAGGUGACACAGUUAUACUGCAGGCCCUGAAACCCCAGUGACAACAGUGAGCAGACAACAAUGAAAGCACUUUUUUACCAUGACCAUCUUACGCUGCUCAACCAAUCUCUGCAGUUGGUACGUCUUCUCAAUAGACAAUAGGUGCAGGAGUGGGCCAUUCGGCCCUUCGAGCCAGCACCACCAUUCAAUGUGAUCAUGGCUGAUCACCCACAAUCAGUAUCCCAUUCCUGCCUUCUCCCCAUAUCCCUUGACUCCGCAAUUCUCACCCAGCUUGACAGAGCAACACACACAAAAUGCAGGUGGAACGCAGCAGGUUAGGCAGCAUCUAUAGGAAGACAUUUAGGAAGAUCGCUGUCGACGUUUCGGGCCGUGUCCCUUUGUCAGGACGAACUGAAAGAAAAGAUAGAGAUUUGAAAGUCAUCGGGCUGAAGAAAUUAUAGAUGGGAGCAGCGAGAGAAGGUUUCACUGAACUUUUGUUGAAGAGAAGAUUUAAACUUCAGUGUAGGCAUCACUGGCAGAGGCUUUGAAGUAGUGAAUUUAAAAAGCAAACACGAGGAAAUCUGCAGAUGCUGGAAAUUCAAGCAACACACACAAAAUUCUGGUGGAACGCAGCAGUCCAGUCAACAUCUAUAGGAAGAAGCAUUGUUGAUGUUUCGAGCCAAGACCCUUCGUCAGGACGAAAUGAAAGAAAAGAUAGUGUUACGAAUGAGGAGCAACUCUGAUGGGCAGAAGGAUGCAAAGUCGCCCCCCCCCCACUUUUGGAGAAAUCGCAAAUCGCUACUAUUUCAAGGCUGCUACCAAGGAAAUGAUAGGGACAAAAGGAAAUCUGCCAAGACAGUUGUUAUUGAUAACCAGUUCAUGUCAGUUAAUGAGAGAGAGACAACGCAGAGAUACACAAAGUGGAAUGUCUCCUCCUACCAAAAGUGGAAUGGAACCACUGAUUACUGCUAUUGUCUUUUGGAGAAGGUUUGUGUACUAGGUACUGUUCUAUUCUUUGAAACCCUUCAGGGGGCAACCAGAGUGGGCUGGGUUUGAUGGGUUGCAUCAUCCCAACCUGAUUGACUCCUGAGACCCUGUGAGUGGGGAUAAAGGUAGGGUCUGGGGCAACACCCUUCAGACGCACCAGGAGAGAUGCUACGAGACCGGUGGGGCUUGUGUGUGUGUCCACCCUUGCCUGGGUGACGAGUCCACCAUGGAACGGUCUAGCUAAAGGACGGAGGGGUCAUACAUGAAUGGCCACAACAACAACGCAUUGAUGGAUCAAGAUCGUGAAGGAAAGUCGGCAAGUCAAUAGCUGUUACUUCUCUCCCUCUCUCCUCUCUCCUCUCUCCCCCUCCCCCACCAACAAUUGCAACACAGCAACGAACAAC